Cryptomeria japonica (Japanese cedar) is the source of this 1769-nucleotide messenger RNA. Its product is annotated as ubiquitin receptor RAD23d. The transcript is spliced from 12 exons. Lineage: Eukaryota; Viridiplantae; Streptophyta; Pinopsida; Cupressales; Cupressaceae. The record is from RefSeq and is a predicted model, not a curated record. Gene Ontology annotation, molecular function: polyubiquitin modification-dependent protein binding; proteasome binding; damaged DNA binding. Bases 156 to 1388 code for a protein of 410 amino acids. Gene Ontology annotation, biological process: proteasome-mediated ubiquitin-dependent protein catabolic process; nucleotide-excision repair. Gene Ontology annotation, cellular component: nucleoplasm; cytosol.
UAACGUGGUAGUUUUGUCGGCAGACGAAGGGAUAUUGUGGGCUUAUUUCCGUCUCCUCUGUUAAGCAAUUUUGCUGACAGAAGCUCUUUUUUUUCUGGUUAUUUUUUCUGCGUGUUACCGAGGUCUGCAGAGAGGGCAAAUUUUGGUUGGGCAGAAUGAAGGUUACAGUGAAAACUUUGAAGGGCAACCACUUCGAUAUUGAAGUGCAACCCACUGAUGCGGUUGUAGAUGUUAAAAGACAAAUAGAGCAACUGCAAGGGUCUUAUCCAACUGAUCAGCAGUUACUGAUAUAUCAAGGCAAGGUGCUGAAGGAUGACACCACCUUGGAGGAAAACAAAGUCACAGAGAAUACUUUCCUUGUUGUUAUGUUGUCUAAGACUAAAUCCUCGACACCUGGAGGGUCAUCUGCACAGCCGGCCCCAACAACUGUUCCUGCAGCACCAGCACCAGCACCAGCACCAGCACCAGCACCAGCGCCAUCACCAGCGCCAGCUCCAGCUCCAGCUCCAGCACUGGCACCAGCAGCUGCAACUCAGCUUCCAGCAUCGGCUCCUACAACCACUGCACUGAGUGCUGCCACUGGAGCAGCACAGACAGAUGCUGAUGCCUAUGGGCAAGCCGCUUCCAAUCUAGUUGCAGGAACUAACCUAGAACAAAUUAUCCAACAAAUCCUUGAUAUGGGAGGGGGUAGCUGGGAUAGAGAUACAGUUGUCCGUGCUUUAAGGGCAGCUUUUAACAACCCAGAACGUGCUGUAGAAUAUUUGUACUCAGGCAUUCCAGAGGUGGCAGAAGUGCCUCCUCCUGUAGCUCGCCUUCCAGGUUCAAAUUUACCAGCAGGUGGAGGUGCAAACGCUCCUGUUCCAGCACCUGCAGCUACCCCAGCUCAGCCAGCACCUCCCUCUGGAGGCCCCAAUGCAGCUCCAUUAGAUCUUUUCCCACAGGGUCUUCCAAAUUUUGGUGGUGCUGGGGCUGGGGCCGGAGCCGGAGCCGGAGCUGGAGCUGGGGCUCUGGACUUCUUACGUAACAAUCCACAGUUCCAGGCUCUCCGCACUAUGGUCCAGGCAAAUCCUCAAAUAUUGCAGCCAAUGCUUCAGGAGCUGAACAAGCAGAACCCUCAACUGAUGAGGCUUAUUCAAGAGCACCAAGCUGAUUUUCUUCGCUUGGUUAAUGAACCUGUUGAAGGUGCAGAAGGGGAUUUUCUAAACCAGCUUGCUGGAGCAAUGCCUCAGGCUAUCAAUGUUACCCCUGAGGAACGUGAAGCAAUUGAACGUCUUGAGGCCAUGGGUUUUGAUCGUGCCCUUGUUAUAGAGGCUUUCUUAGCCUGUGAUAAGAAUGAGCAACUUGCAGCAAAUUAUCUUUUGGAGCACGCUGGUGACUAUGAGGAUUAAGAGAAAUGUUCUAGUGGAACCGUGUAUUAAUAUAUCUCAUGAAGCAUUUGGUUUUAUCAUUGAAUUAUGCCAUCAAGAGGAGUUGCACUUGUUUUGUUGACUUUCAUUGCCAUAAGUGUAUACUCAGGAAACUUCUAGAAUGUUUUAAUUCCCUAGGAUUAUGCCUGUAGCCGUUCUGCUCUAAAUUGUAAUUUUGACACUUAUCCUGAAUUGAACAUCAGGGAUGGAUGCAUGUUUUUUCAUCAUUUUUUAUUUUGAUUAGUUUCUUGUUUGAAGACUCCUGCCUCUAAUGUCGAGAGCAAGCUGCAGGAGUUUACACACAUUUUUAAAGUGAAUUGUGUGCUAUCAGAAGGCAAUAAUUUAUUGGAGGUCCAUUUGAAA